AUGAACGGAAGAAAAUGUCUUAGAGCUUUGGCGAUAUGUGCAAGUUAAUUUAAUUUAUUCAGCGUAUAUGAGACUAUGCAGUUGUUUACCUGCGCCUUCUCAUACUUGCUCCCGGUGAAACUCUUACAUUAUGAUUUGCAAUUGUUUGGGCUGUUGAUUUUGAUCAUCUUAAUGUUGAAUUAAUAAAAGAAUAUAUAUUCUCCUCCAUGGAUUUUCAAGUGGUGGCAGCACUUGCUCUCUUUGUUGUUGGUGGAUUAAGCACUUGUACAGCUAGCUAUGGCUUCUUCGGACAAUCUUCAUGGCUGCUUGAGGAUCUUUUAUGUGGUCUUUGCCUUCUUUUCUGCUUUCAUUCUUGGUGCCCUUAAAGCUUUGUUAGUGGGUCCUAUUGCUGCUUCAAUACUUAUAGGAGGGAAUGUUGGGGUGAUUCUGGUUAUGUUUCCUCCACAUGUUGCCUGGACAGUUUACACCCUUAUAAAGACUAAUAGAUUUGAUGCACUACUUAAAGCUGCCCUCUUGGUUGUUUUGCCUGUUUUAUUUGGUAUUUGGUUGGCUUUAAGCAUAGCUACUAGUGCUCUUGUGGGAGUUGGGUAUGGAUUCUUUGCUCCUUGGGUAUCCACCUUUGAGGCCUUUAGACAUAAUAGUGAAUCUAAGAAGUUCUACCACUGUAUUGUGGAUGGAACAUGGGGAACCAUUAAAGGAAGCUGCACUGUAGUUACAGAUUUUGCUGAUAUAUGCUAUCAUUCUUACCCUCUCUACUUGAAGGAGUUGCGUGAUUCCCCUUCUUCAAAUGAGCAUCAACCUCUUAGGUUCAUUCAUGUGCCUGGAUUCAUCAUGGCUGGGCUGGUGGGGCUAAUAGUGGACAUUCCCCUUUUCACUGCAAUUGCUAUAGUAAAGAGUCCAUAUAUGUUGUUCAAGGGUUGGUUGCGACUGAUACAUGAUCUGAUUAGCCGAGAGGGUCCAUUUCUUGAAACAGCUUGCAUUCCUAUUGCUGGCUUGACAAUCCUUCUGUGGCCUCUUAUUGUUGUUGGGAGCAUACUUGUGACCAUUUUCUCGAGCAUUUUCAUUGGAUUGUACGCAUCAGUUAUAGUAUAUCAGGAAAGAUCUUUCCGGAAAGCUAUAGCUUAUGCGAUUGCAAUGGUCGCAGAAUUUGAUGAGUAUACAAAUGAUGGGCUCUAUCUUAGGGAGGGGACCUUUCUGCCAAAGCCCCGCUAUCGAAAGAAAAAGGCGUCAAACUCUUCAGAGCUUUCAGUAGGAGGAAAUCAUGGGAAGCUUGGUCCUGUUACUGCAGAACCUUCUGCAAUGCUUGUGCCAAGCUUGGCUCCUUCAAGGUCUGUUAGGGAGGCAAUACAAGAAGUGGAAAUGGUUCAGAUAUGGGGAGCUAUUAUGAGGUCAUGUGAAACAAAGGGAAGGGAACUUUUGGAUGCUGGUGCAUUAACACCAGCUGAUCUCAAUGACUAUCUCAAGGCCAAGAAUGCCAAUGAAGGAGCUAUCCUUGGUGUUGGCUUGCCAUGCUAUUCAUUGUUGCAGACUCUGUUUUACUCCAUCAAAGCCGGUUCAAAUGGUUUUGUGCUGGUUGAUGGUGUCGAAAUCACAUAUUUGAACAGACCUAAUGACAAAUUAUUUGACUGGUUUUUUCAACCUUGGUUGGUGGUUAAAGAACAAAUCAGGGUCAUCAAAUUGGAAGAAGGGGAAGAAAGAUUCUUGCAAAAGGUUGUUCUGUUCGGAAAUGAUACGCAACGGAUAGAAGCUUGGGAUAAUGGCAGUUUAGUACCUCAAGAGGCUCUAAGAGCUGCUCAAAUCCAGGGCAUCAGUAGAAGGAUGAUAGGAAUGGUUAGAAGCGUAACGAAGUUUCCGACAUACAGAAGGAGGUUUCGACAAGUUGUGAAGGCACUAAUAUGUUAUUGUACAGACAAAGAGGGUGUUGUGAGAUCCAACUCCAUGCGAUCAAUCGCUUGCGUUGAAGACAUGGUGUGAAUUUAAGCAUCGUUAAUUACUUUCAGAUUGUAUGUAAGCUCAUAGUUAAGUGAAUUUAUUCUCUAGGUUAUCAGCCCAUUGUUAAUUCCUAAUGGAAAGAUGAUCAAUUAAUUAAAAGACUACCAAGCUCCAUGCAUACCGAA
This is a messenger RNA of Ricinus communis (castor bean), 2117 nucleotides long. RefSeq lists its product as uncharacterized. The record is from RefSeq and is a predicted model, not a curated record. The transcript has 10 exons. Lineage: Eukaryota; Viridiplantae; Streptophyta; Magnoliopsida; Malpighiales; Euphorbiaceae. The coding region runs from base 277 to 1974 and encodes 565 amino acids.